Messenger RNA from Trichogramma pretiosum, 876 nucleotides. Its product is annotated as histone H3. Gene Ontology annotation, molecular function: protein heterodimerization activity; DNA binding; structural constituent of chromatin. The record is from RefSeq and is a predicted model, not a curated record. NCBI's taxonomy places the organism in Eukaryota, Metazoa, Arthropoda, Insecta, Hymenoptera, Trichogrammatidae. Gene Ontology annotation, cellular component: nucleosome. The transcript has a single exon. Bases 36 to 446 code for a protein of 136 amino acids.
CUCACGAAGCGCAUACACCGCAUUCAGCUGUCGCUAUGGCCCGUACCAAGCAAACCGCUCGCAAGUCCACCGGAGGCAAGGCUCCGCGCAAACAACUGGCCACCAAGGCCGCUCGCAAGAGUGCCCCAGCCACCGGCGGAGUCAAGAAGCCCCAUCGCUACAGGCCCGGCACCGUCGCCCUUCGUGAAAUCAGACGUUACCAGAAGAGCACUGAGCUUCUCAUCCGCAAGCUGCCCUUCCAGCGUCUGGUUCGUGAAAUCGCUCAAGAUUUCAAGACUGACUUGCGUUUCCAGAGCUCGGCCGUCAUGGCCCUGCAGGAAGCCAGCGAGGCCUACCUCGUCGGUCUCUUCGAAGAUACGAACUUGUGCGCCAUCCACGCCAAGCGUGUCACCAUCAUGCCCAAGGACAUUCAGUUGGCCCGUCGUAUUCGUGGAGAACGCGCUUAAGCUAUAAUAAAUCUAGAUAUACUAAAUCAACAGUCCUUUUCAGGACUACAUAUAUAUAAAACGAGGAAAUCAAUUCAUUUGCAUAUUUUAAAAUUUUGAUUUCAUAUUUUUGUUAGUAAUUAGUAAAAAUGAAUGUCAAUUAAAUCAUGUUGAUGUUCUUUUGUUUUAAACUAAUCUUUAAACAAAUUGUUCGGUUUAAAUAAUAGUAAAGUGGAAAGGAAUCGCACUGACGUUAUUUUUUGAUUCGAGUGCAGAGGUUGUCUGGAAUAAGAUUGUUAACUGGGGGUACCAUAAUUUAAGGAAAUAAAAGUAUCAAGUUUUUCAGCUCAUUUAGUUGCUGAAUUUCGCAACGGCUACUCAUUGAAAAGUGUAAGUUUAUAUGAUUAAUUAUCAAAACGAAAGUUAUCUUAAAAGAAUGCCCUUUCUAGAC